Messenger RNA from Closterium sp. NIES-65, 1134 nucleotides. The record is from the annotation of a GenBank genome assembly. NCBI's taxonomy places the organism in Eukaryota, Viridiplantae, Streptophyta, Zygnematophyceae, Desmidiales, Closteriaceae.
AUGGCGGUCAUUGUGCAGUCCAUGUCACCGUCCUUGACCAGCGUACAGUCAGUCGCCCAGCCGUGCAUUCAAUCGUUCCAGCAACGGCUUCACCCGUGCCGCGGGCUCGCAACGAGGACCAAGAGCGCCGCCGUACAAAGUGCUUUAGCUGAUGUCAGCGCGGGAUUGUUAGCCGGUCAGGUUCCCGAAAUUACCCCGGACGGUUCUGGCGGCACUUACAUGCUUCGCGAUGUUACCGGCGAAUCGCGCAUUGCGGUUUUUAAGCCGAUGGAUGAGGAGCCGUUGGCCUGGAAUUGCCCUCGAGGGAUGCCGCCGAGCGAGACGGGCGAAGGACUGAAGCGUGGAACUCGCGUUGGCGAAGGCGCGUUUCGCGAAGUCGCAGCGUAUCUUCUGGACCACCCUCUUCGCGAAGGCGAUGCAGAGGGUUUCGCAGGAGUGCCGCGAACCGCGUUGGUUACAUGCGACAUCAAAUUCUUCGCGUCUUCAUUGGGCUCUCCAGUCUCAAUUCUAGGCGGCCUGUCUUCUGCUGAGUUCGGUUCAAGGAAGAUUGGUUCGCUGCAGCACUUUGUCCCCGCUAUAAGCAAUUGUGAGGAUAUGGGCCCAGCUCGGUUCGCUGCUUCGGAGGUUCACAAGAUUGCUACUCUGGACAUGCGGCUGGCGAAUACGGAUAGAAACGGCGCCAACAUUCUGGUGAAAAGCGACGGCUCAGAUUUGAAGCUCAUUCCAAUCGACCAUGGAUAUUGCCUUCCGGAGACGUUGGAAGACUGUACAUUCGAGUGGUUGUACUGGCCUCAAGCGAAGCAGCCUCUUUGCGAGGAUGUCAGGGAAUAUAUCGCGAAGCUUGAUGCCGAAGCUGACCUGGCGCUUCUACAGGCGGGCGGGUGGGCCGUGAACGGCGCAUGCGCACGCGUGUUUCGCGCGGCAACGCUCCUGCUCAAGAAAGGCUCGGCUGCAAAUCGAACAAUCUUUGAUAUUGGAUCACUGAUGGUUCGCGACGAUCCCGAUGUUCCAUCCGCGUUAGAAGUCAUGCUGGCACGUGCAGAAGAGAAGGCGCUGAGUGGAGCAGCAGGGGGGGAUGCUAUUAACUGUCUGGGUGAAAUUCUUGAGGUCUACUUUGAGUCUACUGCCAAAUAG